This is a messenger RNA of Truncatella angustata, 573 nucleotides long. RefSeq lists its product as uncharacterized. The coding region runs from base 1 to 573 and encodes 190 amino acids. Lineage: Eukaryota; Fungi; Ascomycota; Sordariomycetes; Amphisphaeriales; Sporocadaceae. Gene Ontology annotation, biological process: proteasome regulatory particle assembly. Gene Ontology annotation, molecular function: protein-macromolecule adaptor activity. The record is from RefSeq and is a predicted model, not a curated record. The transcript has a single exon.
AUGUCCUCAGAAGCCACCCCCAUUGAUCCUACGCGCUUUGCCGAGGCGCUGAAAGACCUGCCUGCGAGCAGCCUUGCGCUCAAAGUCCUGGAGCUGCGCAACUCGAUCGCACACCUCGAUUAUUCCAAUGCAGAGCUCAAGCCUUUCGCCGAAGGUACUGUUGCCACCCUCGACUCGAGCGCCGCCAGCCAGCCAGAUCAAGACUGCGUCGACGCCAUCAAGGAGAACGAGGCCGUCAUUGAGCGUAUGCAGCAGCGCAUAGAGCUCAUCAAGUCAGAGGUCGAGGACCGGGGCCUGAGCUGGGAUGAGUUCAAGGGCAAGACCGAAGAGGAUAAGAAGGAAGAUCCCCAGCACAGCCAAGUGAAUGGAGAGACACAGACAACGACCAACGGAACGAAUGGCGUGAAUGGACAUGCUCCCACAUCAGAGAAUGGACAGCAUCCUGCAUGGGCAGAUGGAACAUUCACAACGGGCACGAUAGGUGGUCUCGGAGAUGAGGAGUUGAUGCGCCGCUUGCAGGAGCGUAUGCCAGAACUACAAGAUGAUGAUGAGGAAGAAGGAAUGCAUCUUUAA